Schistosoma haematobium is the source of this 4103-nucleotide messenger RNA. RefSeq names its product PHD finger protein 12 (gene PHF12). The transcript has 12 exons. Gene Ontology annotation, cellular component: nucleus; Sin3-type complex. The record is from RefSeq and is a predicted model, not a curated record. Lineage: Eukaryota; Metazoa; Platyhelminthes; Trematoda; Strigeidida; Schistosomatidae. Bases 93 to 3257 code for a protein of 1054 amino acids. Gene Ontology annotation, molecular function: transcription corepressor activity; protein binding. Gene Ontology annotation, biological process: negative regulation of transcription by RNA polymerase II.
UGGAUCGAUGUCUACUGAGGUCAUGAUCGGUGUUUAUUUUGAGAUUCUUCGUUACUUUUUAUAAUUUAACAGAGUAGCUCUGUCUUACAGAUAUGUCGUCUGGGGACAACAAUUCACAACAUAAAGAGAGUUUAAUGCAUGAAAUCAAUGCAUUGUUUGCUCCACCAACAAAUGAAUCAUACGGUAAAAAAGGUUCACUCGGUAUUCCUUCUUUUCGUCGUGCAAGAAAAAAUAACGAAUCAACGACAAACAGUUCGGAAACAAAUAAUUCCAAUUUAGAGCACUACCAACUACCAAAUACAUCAAAAAAUGAUCCAUUUUGGAGGAAACCUCGUGCUAAUUGUCAUGAAUAUUGUGAUAGUUGUGGUUGUAUUGAAGGCGAAAGACUUGUCUGCGAUCGAUGUCCAGCCAGCUUUCACCUUGAAUGUCUUGAUCCACCACUAGAUCCGGAUGAAGCACCUGUUGGUGUCUGGUUUUGUCAUCGAUGUUCAAUGGUAUUGAAAGAUGAAGAAGAUAAAACUUCAACAUCAAGUAGUCAGACAACUAUAGCUACAGAUACAGGUUCUUCACGUUCUGGUAAAAGUGGACAAAAACGCCAAGAUCAUGCAUCAUCAUCAUCAUCAGUUGGAACUACAACAACAGCGGCAGCAGUUGGACCAUCAACUUCCACUUCUACAUCUUCCAACAAUAGUAACAAUAGUAAUAGUCAUUCUCACCAACAAAAUCCAUUACAACAAUUUAUCCAGUCACAAACUAGCAAACGUCAUUAUACAUUCCGUUCGACAUUUAACGAACAAUAUUGUUUAGAUAUGAAUAAAUUAUCGAGUAGUCGUUCUAGUACUUGGGGUGAUUCAGCGUAUGUUGCUGAUAUUGAAGAAUCUGAGCUAAGAGCAUUAUGGAAAGUAAUUGAAUAUGCGAAAUAUCAAAAUCCAAAAGAAUAUGAUCUACCGAAAGACUUAUUACCUGGUGUUAAGCUUCCUGGUUCAUAUAAAACACCAACAGAACGGAAAAAUAAAAGUAUCAUCGAAUUAGAGAAUGGUCUUAUUCCACAACCUGUAAGACGUUGUUAUGUAUGUGUUCGAACAUGUUUCUAUGCUCCUUUGUUACCAUGUGAUUAUUGUUCAUCAUGCUUUCAUUUAGAAUGUUUAAAUCCACCAUUAUCUCAUUUUCCACCACGUUCUGAUCGAUGGAUGUGUCCAAAUCAUACAGAACAUACAACUGAACGUUAUUUAACUCGUUCAAUACGAUUAACUGAACGUAUGCGAAUUUGGACUAAAUUAUAUUCAUCAUUAAAUAAUGAAAAUAAUCAUUAUGAACAAUCUAUUGAUAAAACUGAUGAAAUGACAAAAAUACUUGAACAUAUACCUCCAUAUGAAUUAACUUAUACACCAGAUGAAGAAAGUUCUAUACUUUCUGAUUUAAUGCGUACUAUUCAACGUAGUAGAAAUGAACAACAACAACAACAACAGCAUCAGUUAUUGUCAUCGAAUUUAUCCAAUACAGCAAUGUCAAGUAUUUUCGAUUCUAUACUAUAUACUACUAAUAAUACUACUACUAUUGAAGAUAAACAACAUAUAUUGUCCAAUCGUCAUAUAUGGCGUUUAAAUCGUGAAUUAGCAGCAAAGUCUAGAAAUAACCAAAAUUAUUAUGGUAAACAGAUAAGAAUUGUGGUACCAAAAGCAGUUAAACAUUUAUACAAUAAUCCAGUAAAACGUAUCCCACGUAUUAAUGAAUCAUCAAAUGUAUAUCAAUUAACAAAUUUACUUGAUAGUUCCAGUACAGAUGAAAAGAGUAUAUUUGUUCGUGGCCUUUUACAAUUUUAUUUACAAAAUACAUUACAAUUACCUACACAAUCGUCAAAUCUAAUACAAUCAGAUAGUAGUAGUAAUAGUACAAUGAUUACUGAUACUAGUGAUACUAUUGUCACUACUAAUGCAACACAACUGUCAAUAUCAUCAUCAUUAUCAUUUGAAACAACUCCUAUCACUGUAACAACAACAGCUAUUGACAGCCAAAUCAAUGAUAAUAAUAUAUCUAGUUCCUUCGUAAUAGAUAACAAGACAACUGAUACAUUGAAGCUAACUACAGAUUCCAUUGAUAUGAACACUGGCAAUAAUUCAUCGAUAUUACCAUACAAUACAGAACAGAUAUCUAAAGAUCCUUCAUUUAUUCAAGAUGACAACGAACAUUUGUGUAACUCAUUCGAACAAUUGAAUACAGCAAUUAUGAAGAAAUUCAAUAAUAUUACUGAUAAUAAUAGUAUUCCUUCUAAAUUGGCUCGUUUAGACCCUCAAUUAUUGUAUACUUUAGCAGCACAACGUAUUUAUGAUCUCUUGGGUAUUGACAAUGAAAAUUCUAUUUUUCCUAAUGAAGACAAUAUUAAACAGAAUAGUUGUAAAACAAAGAAAGACACUUCUAAAACAUUGAAUAUUCCUGAAAGUUGUAUCCGUGCAAGAGCUGUACUAACACCUUGUGAUGGGACUAAUGGAUAUGAAACUCGAAUGCAUUAUAGGCAAUUGACUGUUGGUACAUCACCAGAUUGUCAUUUAUGUUUAGCUAAUUAUAAUUUAUCUUCAUUAAAUAAUCAAAAAUGUUCAUUUAUAUCACCACAUCAUGCUACAAUCUUCUAUGAUGAUUGGACACAACAUUAUGAAUUAAUUAAUUAUAGUGAAUAUGGUACACGUGUAGAUGGUAUUAUAUAUGGGAAUGAUAUAGAUAGAAAAUUAAUUUAUAUUCCAGAAUCUUCCGAUCUUGUUCAUCGAGUUCGUAAUCUCAUAAAAACUGCUCCUAAAGAAUUAUCACCAAAUUAUCAAACAUCAUCGGUUAUUUCGGAACUCUGUGCUUCACCGCCUAAACGUCUAAUGAAAAUGUUAAGUAAACGACAUGAAGAUUUAUCACAUAUGACAUCUAUAUGUGAUUGUACAAGUUUACAUUUUACUCGAAAUGAUAAAUUUCUAGUAGAUAAAAUAGAUUCAUCACUCAAUUUAAUCACUGGUUGGGAAGGUUCUGCUAUUUUAAGACAUGGUUCAGUUAUACAAUUUGGUUGUUAUAAAUUUAUAUUUAGUUUAGUCAAUCAUGCUUUACCUUCCUAUCCAUCAUUAUCAUCAACAUCAACUUCAACAUGGAUGACAAUGAAUCAUAGUUCAACACAAUCUUCUUCUUCGCAUGAAUCACCAGUACUACUUACAGAUUCUUUAUCAGUAGUAACAAAAGAUUUUUUAAAAUUAUCUAAAAAUAACAAUUUACUUGUGCAUUAAUUUUGUUUUAUUCCUUUAUUAAAAUCAAUAAAAAAACAAAAAAAGAAAGAAAGAGAAGAAUAAAGUGAGAAAACGAUAUAAACAGCAUUAUCAUCCCUAUGAAUUUCUACUACUUAUAAACUACUUAUAUAAAGAUAUAUAAUUUUGUAUAUUUGUGUUAUAUGAAAUUUACGAUUACAAUUAUUAUUACUAUUAUCGCAUUUUAACUACAUAAAAUCUCUUUUAUCAUUCAUUGUCUUGACCUGAAAUGAAAAAAGGAUCAUUGUAUGGUUAGUCAGUUCGUUAGUUACAACGUAGUACCAGGCAUAUACAUGCAACGGUCCAAGUUGACAUACCGCAUUAGCACAGCAAGAUGAAAACUGAAUUCAUAGGAGUGGUUAAGUCAAUGGUAGUAAAAUAUAAAAGAAAGAAAGCAUAUAAGGAUACAAUACAGGAAGAAAGUAUAAGUUCGUUGGAAGAAAGAUAUAAAGCGAUUUGAAUCUCUUAGUUUAAAAGACAAAGAGUGCAUACAACUACGCCAUUGUCGUCCGUUCUCAACUAUGUGAAAAAGAUCCUACAAAUAUUGGUUAAAAAAGUCACGGGGAACCCAAAUAAGUAGUCACCACCUACCAACGUGGCUCAGAAUAGAAGUUAAUGUAUUCAAGCACAGCACACAUAUAAAAAAAUUUUAGCUCUUGUAGAUGUGAAUAUGAAAUGCGUAGUUGUGAGGUGUGUUAAUGUUGUCGACCACAAAUCGUGCAUCAGAAAAGCAGAAAUAGUUGGAAGUCCCUUGCACAAGGUCGGACAGGGCAUGUGAUGCCCACUCUCCUGAGGCAUGAAACAUCCGCUACUUUCGGAUGGCCUUUU